GGCUACUUGCUUUGUUAAUCCUAAUUGUGACUUUAAUUGGGUACUGGUAGCUGAUGCGCAAUGAACUUACUGGGUGUUACGUUGUUCUUGGUGGCGUCUCUACUUGCCGGAAUCGGCAUGGGAGCGCCUCAGUACAGGAUCUACGAGAAUAGUUUGGAGAACAUUGAACGUUUGAAGAACUUGAAACCGGGAGAGCUUGCCGAGGAGUUGAGUGGCCAGUUCGAGGGCGAUAUGAUUCUUACCGAGGAGCAAUACUUGGACAUCACGCGCCGAAACGGAAUGGUUCAGGAACAGUACCGCUGGCCGGACAACGUUGUGUACUACGAAAUCGAUGACGAGUUCUUCAACGAGGACCAGGUUGAGUACAUCCUUCGGGCGAUGCGAAUUAUUGAGUCGGUGACCUGCAUCAAGUAUCGGCCCCGUGAUCCAGAUAAUCCGGCGUUCAUUCGCAUUCACGGAGACGGCUCUGGUUGUUCGGCAACGGUCGGUCAUAUCGGAAGCGCUCAAAACCUCAAGCUGCAACCGUACCCGCUGGAUUCGGGUUGCUUCCGGUUGGGAACGAUAGUGCACGAGCUGAUCCAUGGACUCGGAUUCCGACACAUGCAGAGCACGUACAACAGGGAUGAUUACGUCGAGAUCGUAUGGGAUAACAUUCAACCGGGGUCGGAGAACAACUUCCUGCUGUACGGACCGGAUCGGGUGAGCAACUUUGGCGCGGAGUACGACUAUGGCAGCGUGAUGCACUACAGUUCGACGGCGUUCAGUAUCAACGGCCAAAAGACGAUUGUGGCGUUGAAGGAAACUGACUUAAAGAUGGGACAGCGUGAUGGAAUGAGCGAAAAGGACAUUUUCAAAAUCAACAGAAUGUACAAUUGUUUCGAGAAGAACUGAGUUUAUCGUUUCAUAAUAAAAUUUGCUUAA
Molecule: messenger RNA, 921 nt
Organism: Culex quinquefasciatus (southern house mosquito)
Lineage: Eukaryota; Metazoa; Arthropoda; Insecta; Diptera; Culicidae
Product: seminal metalloprotease 1
Exons: 3
Coding region: 61-891 (276 amino acids)
Biological process (GO): proteolysis
Molecular function (GO): zinc ion binding; metalloendopeptidase activity
Source: RefSeq, a predicted model, not a curated record